CUUCUCAAAAGUUGGUAUGGAAGAAAAUAGAAGCCGAUUUUGCAAAACAUACAAACCUUCACUGGGAUAAAGGAAAACUUAAGCAUAAGGUGGAUUGGAUGAGACAUAAGUGGGGUCUUUGGAAACUAUUGAAAGGAAAGGAGACGGGAUUAGGAUGGGAUCCUGUAAAAAGUACCGUUGAUGCUACUGAUGAGUGGUGGAACAUGAAGAUUAAGGAGAAUUCAAAAUUUGGGCCACUUCGCGAAGAAGGGAUUGAACCAGAACUAGAAUAUAAGAUGGAUCAAAUGUUUGGUUUUUAUGCUCAAGGUGCUUUAAAAUACACUCCGGUGUCUAAUCUCCCGGAAGGUCAUAUGCAAACUGAAGAUGAUAAUGUGUAUGUUCCUUCUCCACCUCGUAGUGAUACUCC
This is a messenger RNA of Cuscuta epithymum, 406 nucleotides long. Lineage: Eukaryota; Viridiplantae; Streptophyta; Magnoliopsida; Solanales; Convolvulaceae. The record is from the annotation of a GenBank genome assembly.